Lutzomyia longipalpis is the source of this 1229-nucleotide messenger RNA. RefSeq names its product vesicle-associated membrane protein 7 (gene Vamp7). Bases 236 to 901 code for a protein of 221 amino acids. NCBI's taxonomy places the organism in Eukaryota, Metazoa, Arthropoda, Insecta, Diptera, Psychodidae. The transcript has 2 exons. The record is from RefSeq and is a predicted model, not a curated record. Gene Ontology annotation, biological process: exocytosis; vesicle fusion. Gene Ontology annotation, molecular function: SNARE binding; SNAP receptor activity. Gene Ontology annotation, cellular component: membrane; SNARE complex.
GACAGGUUUGACAGCUGACUUGUGUUUUGAUAAAAUUUACGUCGUAAACACCCCAAAAAUCCCCAAAAUUUGCCCAGAUCGCUUUGAUUCUCGUGCUCCUGUUAACUUCCUCGGGACUCCAGAGAGAUUCCCGAAGUAGCUGUGGCAAGUGGGAGUGGAUGCUUUGACCACAAGUAGACAAUAAGCAGUGUGUCUUUGUUUCGCUGGGAAUCACCAGGAAGUUAGACGGACAGCCAUGCCGAUCCUGUACAGUGUAAUAGCACGCGGGAGUACUGUGCUGGCAAAGUAUGCAGAGUGUGUUGGGAACUUUGCCGAAGUCACGGAGCAGAUUUUCACGAAAAUCCCUCCGGAGAACAACAAGCUGACCUACUCACACGGAGCCUACCUCAUUCACUACAUCUGCGAGGAUAGGAUCACCUACAUGUGCAUCACAGAUGGGGAUUUUGAGCGCAGCAGGGCGUUCAUGUUUCUGGGGGAGAUCAAGAAGAGAUUCAUCUCAACGUACGGACUCACAGCUGCCACGGCAAUUGCAUACGCCAUGAAUACGGAAUUCUCACAUAUCCUGGCCACGGAGAUGCGGAAGUUCAGCGAUGCCGUUGAGUAUGAUUCCCUAUCGCGUGUCCAUGGGCAAAUUGAUGAGCUGAAGGACAUCAUGGUGAAGAAUAUUGAGAAUGUAACAGCCCGCGGGGAGCGCCUUGAACUACUCGUCAACAAGACGGAGAAUCUGCGGAAUACUUCCGUCAGCUUCAGACACACAUCCCGGAAUCUCGCGCGUGAGAUGUUCUGGAAGAAUAUUCGUAUGUACGUGAUCUUGGGGGCCAUCAUUGGCUUUAUCAUCUAUGUGAUCGUGAGUAUGGCUUGCGGUGGGCUCGCCUGGCAAUCCUGCAUCCGGAAGCAGUAAAUUCCACAACCCUUAGAAGGCUUUCUCCUAGGAAUCCCCCCCCAAAACCUAGGCUUAAGUAUUACAGUCCCCUUGUCCACUUCAUUCUAUGUCAAUCUUAUCUUUUACAAAUGUUUUUUUUUUAUCAAAAUCUUUUUAUAUCAAUAUUGUUUGUUUGUGUGUUAAAAUUCCUGGAAAUCCUCCCUCUCACUCUGCACACCUUUUUUAUUAUUUUUUAUUCUUCAAUCGGCGGUGCGUAUAAAUCGAAAAAAAUUAAAAGAAAAUAUAAUUAUAUGUUAUUUAGAUGCAAAAUGUAUAAGUCAAUAAAAUAAUCAUAAUUUUAAUAAAA